Molecule: messenger RNA, 1161 nt
Organism: Cornus florida
Lineage: Eukaryota; Viridiplantae; Streptophyta; Magnoliopsida; Cornales; Cornaceae
Product: receptor-like protein 7
Exons: 3
Coding region: 1-1161 (386 amino acids)
Molecular function (GO): protein binding
Source: RefSeq, a predicted model, not a curated record
AUGAUUCAGCUUAUCCAAAGGUUGCAUCGUGGAAUACCAGCAUCAGUGAUUGCUGCUCAUGGGACGGUGUCACUUGAGAUUGGUCUUGACCUCAGUAGCAGCUUUCUGUCUGGUUUUAUCAACUCCAGCAGCACCCUCUUCCGCCUUGUUCACCUUCAGACACUCAACCUUGCUGACAAUUACUUCAAUGAAUCUCAAAUCCCUUCUGCCAUUGGACUUCUUUCGAGGUUAACUUAUCUCAAUCUCUCAUUUUCCAUAUUUGCUGGUCAAAACCCAUUGGAAAUUUCAAGUUUAACCAAAUUAACUUUUCUUGAUCUCUCAAGAAAUUCAACGGAGCUCCUUAAGCCUGGUCUAACAAGCUUAGUUCAAAAUGUGACGGGUUUAAAAGAACUUUACCUCAGUGGGGUGAACAUGUCUUCUACAGUAACUCACAAUUUGGCUAAUUUUUCAUCUUUAACUUCUCUGUUUCUACAAAGUUGUGAAUUACAAGGUGAAUUUCCACCAGGCAUUUUUAAGUUACCAAACCUACAGUUUCUCAGCGUGCAAAAUAAUCCAGAUCUCAACGUGUACUUGCCUGAAUUCCACAUGAGGAGUCCACUCAAGAAAUUGGAGCUGGGGAGCACAAACUUUUCUGGAGAGCUGCCAAAUUCAAUUGGAAAUCUCUACUCGUUGAAUGAAUUGGACAUCUCAGGAUGCACCUUUUCAGGUUCAAUACUGUCAGCUUCAAUUGGUAACCUUGCACAACUCCUUUAUUUGAGCCUUUCCGGAAGUAACUUUUUUGGAGAACUCCCAAAUUCAAUGGGACAACUUAAAUCCUUGAAUCGUUUGGAGAUGUCAAGAUGCAAUUUCUCAGGGCCAAUCCCGUCUUGGUUUGGUCAGAUACCUUCUUCCUUUGGUAAUUUUACACAACUCCAAAAUCUUCGACUUUCUUUUAAUUUGUUGCAUGGCCCAAUUCACGAGUCAAUCUCUCAACUUGUGAAUCUGCAAGUUAUUUAUCUUGAUGGUAAUAACCUAACAGUGGAGCUAGAUGUGUUUCUUACUCUGAAAAAUCUUACUACUCUUGAGCUCUCAGUUGUACUUAAACCUCAGCAACAACCGUAUCCAAAGGCCCCUGCCUACAUGGAUAUGGAACAUGAGUACACAAACUCUAGACACCCUUGA